AGAAAAAGAAAAAAGACGAAGAACGAAAGUAAAAAUGUUUCCGAAGUCUGUAUUGCGCCAUAGAAUCGCAAGAAAUCGAAUAAAUAAAAAUCUCGCCUUAGGACACUUGCGCGAAGAUUCGACCGGUGAAAUUGGUAUCCCCGAAGCAUAAGGUACAAUCGAGUACGGAGAAGAAGUCUAGGUCUAGGACGCAAACGGGUACAUGCCGAACUUGUUGGCCGUGUGUGUCGAUCGAGAGUGGGACCUUUCGAAACUCGAGGAUCGUCCCAAUUUGGUUGUUGGCGAGGGCAGAGGGCUGAGGGAUCCGUGAAAGAAGAGGAGAAGAAGAUCGUGUGUGUGUGUGUGUGUGCACCGUGUCCGGCAUGUGAGGGAGAGAGAAGCGAGCAUUACUGAAAGGACAGAGUAGAGGCCAGGUGAGAAACGAAGGAGGAGGGGGAGGAGAGAAUCGUCUCACAAGCUGAAUUACUCUCACUCGAGAGGCCCCCGUCUCUUCUUCUUCGUGGGGGCCCGAGAGUAUCCCCCUGCUUCUCGUGGGGUAUAAAGGACCCUGGUCUACCUUGCACAGAGUCACAGAACAGAGCGGCAUCGCAGAAGCCGACAUGAAUCCUCUGAUCGCGUGUAUGAUAGUCGGUCUAGCAGGGUUCGCCCUAGCUGAACCACCAAUCUCCUCCGGCUACAGUUACAGCAGGCCAAGCGGUGGCGGUGGCGGUGGUGGCUACUCCCUUGGCGGCUUGUCGCUAGGCGGUGGCGGUGGAUACACUCAGGUAUCUACCGGUUACCAGACCAACGAAGGAGCGUCCGUCGAUAGUGCCUUGUUGGAGCAGAUCCGUCAGAUCCUACUGAAGGAGGAACUGUCGGCGCAACAGACUGGUGGAUUCGGCGGUGGUGGCUACGCACCAAGCUCGAGCUACGGUGCCCCAUCCUCGCAGUACGGUGUACCGAGCUCCGCGUACGGUGUACCGAGCUACCAGACCCGUGUGGUAGGGAUCGAUCUCGAAGGAAUCAGGCAAGCCAUCCAGGUGGCACAGUUCAACCAAGUGAGCCACGGUCCCGGUGGUUAUCCAAGUGGACCAAGCGGAAGUUACGGGGUACCUAGCAGACCAAGCGGUAGCUACGGUGCACCGUACUAAAAAGCCACACGGCCCUCAGACUAUGGUUGGAUGAUGGGAGAGAGAGAGUGAGAGAGAGGGAGAGAAAGAGAGAGAGCGAGUGGAGACACCGGUCGACCACCGCGACUAUCUUUCGAGCUGUCCCCGACACUUCUAACGACACAGAGGCGCACGGUUUUUAAGGUCGAAA
Messenger RNA from Habropoda laboriosa, 1299 nucleotides. RefSeq names its product pro-resilin. NCBI's taxonomy places the organism in Eukaryota, Metazoa, Arthropoda, Insecta, Hymenoptera, Apidae. Bases 600 to 1130 code for a protein of 176 amino acids. The record is from RefSeq and is a predicted model, not a curated record. The transcript has 2 exons.